CUGCGCUGCCUUCUUCCCUGUCUGCUCUGCCUUCCCUGUCUGCUUUCCUUACCUGUUUCCCCUGUUUCCUUGUGUUCUCUGCCUGUUUUCCCUGCCUUUCCAGCCCCUGUUUACCCCACUUUUCCUGCCUGCCCUGCUCCCACCUUGCCACCCCCCUCUGACCCUACCCUGCCACCUUUCCAGCCUGUCCCACUGCCCCCUUUCCUACCCUGCGAACCCCGGUGUCUCCUGGUGGCUGUGCCGGGCGCGUCAGGCUCCUGCUCCCUUCCCGAUCCAAAUGUGCGGCUCCUAACGCGAGAUGUGAUUUUUGUCUUGUUUGUUCCAAUCGGUGAGAAGCUGAAAAUAAGGCAGAGUGGUGUUUUUGUGCUGAGGGACAGAUCCCAGGGGGCACAGAAGGUGUUGAACACAGAUCUCUCCGUCUCCUGCCUCUCCCACCUCAGCAGAAGCAAAAACUUGCAGAACACGGGUGAACUCCCUGCUUUGCCCUCAAAGGUGGGAAUGGAAGGAGCCUCUUGGCUUGGCUUUGAGUUAUAAUCUGAAAAGACAGAUGGAAACUGCUGGAAAUGCCUGUGCAGGGUCAAUAAAGGCUGUUCCACCUUCCCUGCCGUGUGUGAACAUGGAACUGGCUGUUCCAGCCGAGCAGUCGGUGCUGCUGACCUUAAACCUGGGCUCCCCUCGAGGCUGGAGGCGUCAGGGUUGUGUUUGUGUGUGUUGAUGGUGUUUUUUCCCUGCUGGCUGAUGAUUUGGAGUGGGUUUGGAAGCUGCUGUCGCUUUGCUUUGGGUUCUCCUGCAUCACAUUUAGUGCUGUGUGUGGAGGUUUGGCUGCUCUUCCCGUGUUUUUCUGUGGUUUAGGUGGAUUUUGGAGUGUUUUGGAAACAUCCUGGGUUUUAAGCGACUCCAGGUUGGAGCAGAGGAGAAAAAACAGCUGAGAAAGGAGAGGCUGCAGUGAGGGUUGGUUUAAUCACACCAACAACUUGUGGGUGAAGGAAUUUAAAAAUAAUCGUGGCACUGAGUGGGUGAAACACCAGGGCUGGAUUCCAGGCCCCUUUGAGCAUCUUUACAGAGCUCUGGAUACUCAACGUUUAUUUUUGUGUCCCCCUGCAAGUCCAAAUGAUUGUUUAGGACCACAGAUGCUGAGGAAAGGGGGCAACUGGGGCUGUCCUGGGUGUUGGAUUUUGGCAGGAGUCCUCUGGCCCCGGUGGCUGCUCCAGACAAGGGAAUUUGGGCCCUUGGCAACCCCGGGAGCUGCAAGAAUUUCACUUUGCUUGACCUGCAGCGUCUGCCCUGCCUUGCACAGGUUCCAGGUGUGUUUGGUGUGUCAAACUUGCCUUCAGGAGGUUGCUGAAAACUCAAACCACAGCCCUGAGUGUGUGAUGGGCUUGGUACAGGUCAGACAGGUUUGCUAUUAGGAAAAAAAAAAACCUCAAGAACCAGGAAUAAUUUGGUUUUGAGUCACUUUGCUGCUACUUGGAGGAAGAUUCAUUUGGGUUUGUCCCUUUUCUGUGUGAAAAUGAUACCAAUUCUUCACUCUGCAGUGCUGCCUGGGUUUUCCAGGGGAUGCAGAAGGAUUCCUGGUGAAGGAAAUCUUUGGGAAAGAAUGUUCUGUUUAGCCUUGAGUGGAAAGGUGAACUGCAAUGCAAACAACUCCCUCAAGGUCGCCAAAUAAAUGAGGCUUGGAGGAGUUCUGUGCUUUAGUUGUGCUUUAAAUCCACUUCUCCUUGUUGCUGCACAGUCAGAGAUGAAGCUCUGGGUGCUGUGUUGGUGCUGUAAGGCCUGGCUUACCAGAAAAUAAUCAAAUUUAGUGGAAAUCUGCAGCAUUCUGGCCAAGCAGAGGCGAUGGUUAACUGUGAACCCUACCAAAAUGAAUGCAGAGGGAGCAGUGGGGUGGGCAAGGCUCCAGGCAGGGUGGAAAGCAUUUCCCUGAGGAAAUGGCACUUCCUUGGCACACUUGUGGCUCGUUCUGCUUCACCAUGGAAGGUUUGAAUUCUUCCUUUUCCUUUUUUUCUUUUGUUUUUAGAGGCAAUUUAAACUGCUGGGGGUGAGGGGGGGGGAGGUUUAGAGCAGUUAUUGUAAUUACUCAUUAUGUGCUGAAGUAGUUCCUGGCAAAGUUGUAUUGACUGAGGGCUGCUUCUAUUCCAGAUAAUCCCAUGGAAAAAAAAAAUAAAAAAUCCCUCUGUGCUGGGAUUUGUCUCUUUGGGGACCUCCUGUGUGGCUUUGGUGACAUCCAGGCCAGUGCAUGCAGGACCUGCUGAUGGGGAAAGCAUGAGUUUAGAAUAUUUUAUUGCCAUUUCUUUAGGAUAUUUCCUCGGAGAAACAACUUUUGAGCUCGUGGAGGGGUUUUGGGGUCGCUUUUCCUUCUGAAGGACGGGAAUUGUUCCCUGGCGCGUGGAGAGGCCCCUGCUCGAGGAGCUGUGCCCUCCCUGAGAUAAAGCUGCUUUCUGUCUUGCAGAUAAGAGCUGGUCUUCGGUUUGUGGCCGUGGCUAACACAGCUGAGGUGUUCCCAGCAAAGCAGCUGAAGAAUGGAGCUCUGUUUUCCCUUGCCAAGAUUCCCUCUGUUCCUUCCCAGCUCCCUCCAGCGCACUUGGAAUAAUCAGCUGCCUCUGGGAGCUGAGCUGUGGGCUUUAACCAUUUCCCAGUGGCCCUAAUUCAGGGCAGAGCCUCUAAAACCACGCCAGAAACUGGGAUUUUUAGCCUCAGUUUUAUUGGGGGGCCUGAGUUCCAUCAGGGAGGGAGGCAGGAACAGCUUUUAUUUGUAUUCGACAGCAAAGGGAGCACAUAAAAAACUUAAACUCUUCCAGAUAUUGUAAUUUAGGGAUUCUUUUAGGCAAUGAUUCCUUCAAAUAGUCCUAACACUUCCUGGCCAGGCCUUGGAGGGAGAAAGAGCCCUGGACUGUUCCCAGCUCAUGCUUUGGGGUGGGAUUUGUGCGCAGCGAGGUGGAAGUGACUGAGGAGAGCUGGGGCCGCAGGGUUGAUUUUUAACAGCCUAAUCAAACUGGAAGGCAGAGAGGGACCUCAAGGGGAGAGUUCAUCCCGUUCUGAGCAUUCCAGCCCUUUUUUUCCCCGUGAUUUCCAGUGAUUUUCCGGGCUGCUUUUGCUCCGAGGCUGCAGUGAUCGAAGCUCUUAGCACAUCUCCCCCUCUGUCAGCCUCGAGUGCUCAGCUGAGCAAUGAUUGAAGGGAACCGAACAGGAGCAACUUCCCCGGCUGCUGGGGCACCUCAGCCUGCCCGGGAGAGGGGUGAAAAUUCCUGCAGGAGCUUCCCUGGGUUUUGUUCCUUCCUAAUUUCAUCCCGUGCUUUCAUCAGCGCCGUUAAUGGCAUCAUAAAGGCAAAGGAGGGAGGAGAACUGAGGGGAGCUGGAGCUGUAGCUCUUCUGCCCCUGUGGAAGCGUGACUGGUAUGGGUAAUGGUGUGAGAGAAGGUCCAGUGGAAUUCCAGAGGGAUGUGGAGCCCGUCACGGCCCGAAUUCCGGCAGAGGAUAACCAGGAGAAGAAGAAAGUGCUGAACUCCCUGAUGUCUGGGGCUCUGGCUGGGGCUGUGGCUAAAACUGCAGUGGCUCCUCUGGACAGGACAAAAAUCAUGUUCCAAGUGUCUUCAAAAAGAUUUUCUGCCAAGGAAGCGUACAGGCUGAUUUAUCACACCUACCUCAACGAGGGCUUCUGGAGCCUCUGGAGAGGGAAUUCCGCCACCAUGGUCCGGGUGAUCCCCUACGCCGCCAUCCAGUUCUGCGCCCACGAGGAGUACAAGCAGAUCCUGGGGAAUUACUACGGAUUUCAGGGAAAGGCGCUGACGCCUUUCCCUCGCUUCAUUGCCGGCUCCCUGGCUGGCACCACGGCUGCCAUGGUCACCUAUCCCCUGGACAUGGUCCGUGCCCGCAUGGCUGUCACACCCAAGGAGAUGUACAGCAGCAUUGUCCACGUCUUCAUCCGGAUAUCCCGGGAGGAGGGGCUGAAAACCUUGUACAGGGGCUUCACACCGACCAUCCUGGGGGUCAUCCCCUAUGCUGGCCUCAGUUUCUUCACCUACGAGACGCUGAAGAAAGUCCACGCAGAGCACAGCGGGAAGGCGCAGCCCUCGCCCCCGGAGCGGCUGCUGUUCGGGGCGUGCGCCGGCCUCAUCGGGCAGUCGGCCUCGUACCCGCUGGACGUGGUGCGGCGCCGCAUGCAGACGGCCGGCGUGCUGGGCCACACCUACAGCUCCAUCCUGCUCACCAUGCAGGAGAUCGUCAGGGAGGAGGGACUCAUCAGGGGCCUGUACAAAGGGCUCAGCAUGAACUGGGUCAAGGGCCCCAUCGCCGUGGGGAUCAGCUUCACCACCUUCGACCUGACACAGAUCCUGCUCCGGAAACUGCAGCACGGCCCCGGCCUGGAGAGGUAGUGGCUUCAUCCCCACAUGUAGAAAGAGCAAUUAAUUCCCUGGCCUCUCACGUGCUCCUGCAGCUGAGAACUCGCCCAUCUUGUUGGGUUUGGUGGGU
Corvus hawaiiensis (hawaiian crow) is the source of this 4469-nucleotide messenger RNA. RefSeq names its product solute carrier family 25 member 42 (gene SLC25A42). NCBI's taxonomy places the organism in Eukaryota, Metazoa, Chordata, Aves, Passeriformes, Corvidae. The transcript has 8 exons. Gene Ontology annotation, biological process: transmembrane transport. The coding region runs from base 3395 to 4372 and encodes 325 amino acids. The record is from RefSeq and is a predicted model, not a curated record. Gene Ontology annotation, cellular component: mitochondrial inner membrane.